CAACGAGACUUUGACCUUCUGGUGAUUGGCGGGGGAUCUGGUGGCCUGGCAUGUGCCAAGGAAGCUGCUCAGUUGGGAAGGAAGGUGGCUGUGGUGGAUUACGUGGAUCCUUCUCCCCGAGGCACCAGGUGGGGCCUCGGAGGCACCUGUGUCAACGUCGGCUGCAUCCCCAAGAAACUGAUGCACCAGGCAGCCCUGCUGGGGGGCCUGAUCCGAGAUGCCCAACACUACGGCUGGAAGGUGGCCCACCCCGUCCCGCAUGACUGGAGGAAAAUGGCAGAAGCUAUUCAGAACCACGUCAAAUCCUUGAACUGGGGGCACCGAGUCCAGCUGCAGGAUAGGAAAGUCAAGUACUUUAACUUCAAAGCCAGCUUCGUCGACAAGCACACUGUGUGCGGCGUCCUGAAAGGUGGGAAGAUUCUACUUUCAGCUGACCAUAUUGUCAUCGCUACUGGAGGACGGCCGAAGUACCCCAUGCAUGUUGAAGGUGCCUUGGAGUAUGGAAUUACAAGCGACGACAUAUUCUGGUUGAAGGAGUCCCCUGGAAAAACGUUGGUGGUCGGUGCCAGCUAUGUCGCCCUGGAAUGUGCCGGCUUCCUCUCCGGGAUGGGCCUGGACACCACGGUGAUGAUGCGCAGCAUCCCCCUGAGGGGCUUCGACCAGGAAAUGUCUGCCUUGGUCACGGAGUACAUGGCGUCUCAUGGCACCCGGUUUCUGAGAGGCUGCAUACCCUGGCAGGUCAGGAGACUCCCCAGCGGCUGCCUGCAAGUGACCUGGGAGGACCGUGCCUCGGGCAGGGAGGACACAGGCACCUUCGACACUGUCCUGUGGGCCAUCGGUCGGGUUCCAGCAACCAGAAGUCUGAAUUUGGAGAAGGCUGGAGUGAAUACCAACCCUGACAGUCAGAAGAUCCUUGUUAACUCCCGGGAAGCCACCUCUGUGCCCCACAUUUAUGCCAUUGGAGACGUGGCAGAGGGGCGGCCUGAGCUCACACCCACGGCAGUCAUGGCGGGGAAGCUGUUAGCCCGACGCCUCUUCGGCCAGUCCUCAGACCUGAUGGAGUAUGACAAUGUUCCCACGACAGUCUUCACCCCACUGGAAUAUGGCUGCGUGGGGCUGUCGGAGGAGGCGGCUGUGGCUCGCUACGGACAGGAGCACAUUGAGGUUUAUCAUGCGUAUUACAAACCACUAGAGUUCACGGUGGCCGAGCGGGAUGCAUCCCAGUGUUACAUAAAGAUGGUGUGUCUGCGGGAGCCCCCACAACUGGUCCUUGGCCUGCACUUCCUCGGUCCCAAUGCGGGCGAAGUCACUCAGGGAUUUGCUCUGGGGAUCAAGUGCGGGGCUUCCUACGCACAAAUGAUGCGGACGGUGGGCAUCCACCCCACCUGUGCUGAGGAGGUGGCCAAGCUGCGUGUCUCCAAGCGCUCGGGCCUGGACCCCACGGUGACGGGCUGCUGA
Messenger RNA from Orycteropus afer afer, 1458 nucleotides. It is a transcript of the gene TXNRD2, whose product is annotated as thioredoxin reductase 2. The transcript is spliced from 16 exons. Gene Ontology annotation, molecular function: glutathione-disulfide reductase (NADPH) activity; thioredoxin-disulfide reductase (NADPH) activity; flavin adenine dinucleotide binding. The record is from RefSeq and is a predicted model, not a curated record. Gene Ontology annotation, biological process: cellular response to oxidative stress; cell redox homeostasis; glutathione metabolic process. NCBI's taxonomy places the organism in Eukaryota, Metazoa, Chordata, Mammalia, Tubulidentata, Orycteropodidae. Gene Ontology annotation, cellular component: cytosol; mitochondrion. Bases 181 to 1458 code for a protein of 425 amino acids.